Paraglomus brasilianum is the source of this 795-nucleotide messenger RNA. The record is from the annotation of a GenBank genome assembly. Lineage: Eukaryota; Fungi; Glomeromycota; Glomeromycetes; Paraglomerales; Paraglomeraceae.
AUGGAUCCAAACGAAACGCAAGAAACGUUACUCACAGAGAGGAUUUCUAUCCCUUCGGUGCAUGACAAUAAACUUCUUGAAACGCGUGUGUCUUACUUGAAUCAUGUCGGGGCAUUGAAAGCCGUCAUUAUUUCACAUCCAUAUGGGCCACUAGGAGGAAACUUCAACAAUAAUGUGGUUGUUGCGAUCGAAGAAUUCUUUUUGGGUAAGGACUAUCUUACCUUAGCUUUUAACUUUAGAGGGGUCGGGAAAUCGGAGGGACGCACCAGCUGGACAGGUGCACCUGAGUGUGACGACUAUCGGACAAUGGUCGACUUUCUUGCGAAUCGAGGAACGGUUUCUGGCAAACAACUCUUACAAAUUCCACCAGUCUCGGAGAUUAUCAUAGUUGGGUAUAGUUAUGGAUCGCUGAUAGCAACGUCACUGUCGUCUUAUACAACAUCUGUACCGCUCUCGUUUGUUAUAAUAAGCUACCCAUACUCGGUCAUCUGGUUUCUAACAUUUUUCUGCACCUCUCAAUACCUGACUUGUUUUGGUGAUCUCGUGUCCUCAGAUGAGAGAAUCCUAUUUGUUUAUGGAGAUUCCGAUCAAUUCACUGGGGUGAGGAAAUAUCGAAGGCUUGUUGAAGACUGUCAUCUUAGUGAAAAGCCUAAUUGGACUGUCAGAGAAUUGGAUGACAUCGAUCAUUUCUGGUAUGGGACUGGAAUGGAAGCAGCUCUGAUUGGGGUGCUGGACGAGUGGCUAAACGCAUGUCAAAAAACAAAGCAGACUGUUAAUAGUAUCAUUAGUUCAUGA